Ylistrum balloti is the source of this 831-nucleotide messenger RNA. RefSeq lists its product as uncharacterized. Bases 1 to 831 code for a protein of 276 amino acids. The record is from RefSeq and is a predicted model, not a curated record. The transcript has a single exon. NCBI's taxonomy places the organism in Eukaryota, Metazoa, Mollusca, Bivalvia, Pectinida, Pectinidae.
AUGAAACCUGUUGUUUACGAUGGUAAAGAGGACUGGGAGGAGUAUCUCUCUCGGUUUGAGAUAGUGGCAGACAUUAAUAGAUUGGAUGUAAAGGAAAAGGGCUUAUAUUUGGCAGGGAGCUUGGCUGGGGCUGCAAGGGCAGUGCUCAGUGAUUUAGAUACAGAGAGUCGUCGCGAUUUCACUCAGUUGACUUCUUCACUUCAGCGACGUUUCGGCAGUGAAUGCAAGUCAGAAAUGUUCCGUGCAAAGUUGCAGACAAGGGUGAAGGGAAAGGAAGAGUCAAUAUCCGAUCUGUCAAGGGCUAUUCGAAAACUCACUCGCCAGGCCUAUCCUAAGGCACAGCAGCAAGUCUUGGAGACUCUUUCGGUGGAUUACUUCAUCGACGCCAUUGUUGAUCCAGAUAUCCGCCUUCGCCUCCGAGAAGCUCAGUUGGAGACUCUGACGCAGGCUGAAACCCUUGCUGUGAGGCUCGAGUCCUACAAGUUGGCUGAUAAGUUCAGGAAUCGGCCAGUGCGAGCUGUUGAAGGGAUGGGUGAUGUUGCCAAAGCCCUUGAUGACAAAUCUGCUUGUGCUUCGAAUGCUCCUCCAAAUGAAAAGUUAGUCCAGUCCCUUAGAAGUGAGAUUGAGUCCCUGAAAAAGAAAGUAGAAUCCAAGGAUGGGAACCGUAGUGGGCAAGGUCAAUCCGGUCGAAGUUCGCAUCGGGGCAAUCUUAAUCCGAAGUGGUCAAAUCAGAAUGGCGGCAACUCUCAAAAAGGCCAUAUCAAUGCUGAAGCUAACAGGAACUCGGAAAACUCCAAGAAGCCGGACUCGAGGGCCGUAGCCCGGAAAUAG